AUGAGUAUUUCGUCGAUUGAUUUUCAAAUUCGUAUUUUACCUCAAAGAGCUUUGACCAGCUUCCUGAAAAUGCUUUUGGUCGUUUUGAGGAGUCAUCGCGAUUUUGAGCUCGUGCAAGCAUAUUUAGCAGCUUUCCUAAGAAUACAUCGGAAUAAGCUGUGGACCAGUGAUGCUGAAACGGAGAAUCUGGAGAAGACGCUCGAUGAAUUGAGAAAUGAAUUAAGGAGCAGCUGGGAAAGGAUGGAUCAGCUGUUGCUGGAUAAUGCAUCCAUGAUACAGUGGAUUAAAACAGCCCUGUUGUAA
Gongylonema pulchrum is the source of this 303-nucleotide messenger RNA. Lineage: Eukaryota; Metazoa; Nematoda; Chromadorea; Rhabditida; Gongylonematidae. The record is from the annotation of a GenBank genome assembly.